Messenger RNA from Micromonas commoda, 1143 nucleotides. RefSeq lists its product with no specific name. The record is from RefSeq and is a predicted model, not a curated record. Gene Ontology annotation, molecular function: iron ion binding; procollagen-proline 4-dioxygenase activity; L-ascorbic acid binding. Lineage: Eukaryota; Viridiplantae; Chlorophyta; Mamiellophyceae; Mamiellales; Mamiellaceae. Gene Ontology annotation, cellular component: endoplasmic reticulum. The transcript has 2 exons. The coding region runs from base 1 to 1143 and encodes 380 amino acids. Gene Ontology annotation, biological process: peptidyl-proline hydroxylation to 4-hydroxy-L-proline.
AUGCCCGCGCUCUCGCCGCUCGCCGUCGCAUCGACCUCCGCGCCCACCCGCGUCGAGCCCGGCCGCCGCGCGUCUCGCGCGUCCCCCUCGGUCGCGUCAUCGUCGCUAGGUCACGAGAGGGUCCAUGCGGAAAAGUCGGCGCCGGGGCUGGGGUCCCUCGCCCUCUCCCGCGGUCGUCUCUCCCGCGGGUGCGCGCUCGUGACCCGCGCUUCCGCGGCCGACGCCCCUCCCGCGAUCGCCCCCGCGCACCUGCGCACCACCAUCACCCCGGUCCCGCCCGAUAUCGCCGCCGCCGGCGGCAUGCUCCUCGCGGACCAGCCCGGCAUGAAGGCGGGUUUCGGCGACCUCACCGCGCACGACUUUCUGCGCGUCGACGUCGACGCGCCGAACCUGCGCGUGCUCUGCAUCGACCCGCCCAUCCUCACCGUGGACGACUUCCUCACCCCCGACGAGUGCGACGCCCUCAUCGACGCCGCGGCUUCAUCGGGGGAGAUGAGAGUCUCCGCCGUCGGCGGCGUCGACAACGUCAACAUCCGAACGUCCAAGACGUGCACGCUCGACUCCCCCGCGCUGACUGACCACCCGACGAAAAAAGCCAUCUUAACCAAGGCCGAGGCGCUCUUACCCCAGCUCGCGGGGCUCAGCGCGAGCAAGUCGGCGUUCAAGCCCCCGACGUCGCAAUCGCCGUACUCCUUCGAGCUGCCGCAGGUGGCGCAUUACCAAGGCGGCGAGUACUUCAAGACGCACGAGGACGCCUUCCCGGAGGCUGUGGCGUCGCGAAAAGGGUACCAGAGACGUGCCACGGUGUUGGUGUACCUGAACGACGUGUCGGAGGGUGGGGCGACGAGGUUCGAUAAGCUAUCGCCGCCGCUGGACGUGACGCCGCGCAAAGGGAGGAUGCUCCUGUUCUUUCCGGGGACGAAGGCGUCGAUGCCGGACGCGAGGACGCUGCACACCGCGCUCGAAGCGGUGCCCGGUCACGAGAAGUGGAUAUCGCAGCUGUGGGUGUGUGCCUACGCGGGGAAGCACGCGCCGGAGGGGAAACCGCCGGGUCCCGGGGACAGGGCCGCGCGACGCGCCGCGGAGAAGGCGGCGAAGAAGGCGGCCAGGAAAGGGGGCGGCGGCGGCGGCGGGAGAAGAUGA